This is a messenger RNA of Lycium barbarum (goji berry), 1496 nucleotides long. Its product is annotated as probable cysteine protease RD19D. The record is from RefSeq and is a predicted model, not a curated record. The coding region runs from base 130 to 1269 and encodes 379 amino acids. Gene Ontology annotation, cellular component: lysosome. The transcript is spliced from 5 exons. NCBI's taxonomy places the organism in Eukaryota, Viridiplantae, Streptophyta, Magnoliopsida, Solanales, Solanaceae. Gene Ontology annotation, molecular function: cysteine-type endopeptidase activity.
UUACUUUCUAUUCCCUAGAUUGACCCUUCAAUUUUCCUCUUUUCUUCUUCACUCUAUUACUUGAAGAGGCAAAGCAACUUGGAGCAGAGCAAAAAAUCAAACAAUCAGCAAAAGCACCAGAAAAAAAAAAUGGAAAAAGGAAGGGGUCUAACAUAUGCUUUAAGCGUUACCAUUCUAACAUGCACGCUUUCUCUACUUUCCUUCCACCAUACAACAUCAGCAAUUCCAGAAGAUUCCAUAAUCCGGCAAGUCACCACCGCGCACGGCGGAAACCACCACCACCACCUCCUCAGCACCGCCGCCGAGCACCGAUUCAAGUCAUUCAUACAGGAAUACAGCAAAGAGUACAGUACACGCGAGGAGUACAUACACCGACUAGGAGUUUUCGCUAAGAAUCUCCUGAGGGCAGCUGAGCACCAGGCUUUGGAUCCUACGGCUGUUCACGGCGUUACGGAGUUUUCGGAUUUAACGUCAGAGGAGUUUGAGAGGAUGUAUAUGGGCGUUAAAGGUGGUGAUCGGACAUCCUUGUUGGGACAGGUUGGUUCCCACCGCGCACCUCCUAUGGAAGUGAAAGGCUUGCCUGAGAGUUUUGAUUGGCGAGAGAAAGGUGCUGUUACUGAAGUGAAGAUGCAGGGGACUUGCGGAUCAUGCUGGGCGUUUAGUACCACAGGAUCCAUUGAAGGAGCCAACUUCAUUGCCACCGGCAAGCUUCUAAAUCUUAGUGAACAACAGCUUGUAGAUUGUGAUCACACGUGUGAUAAAAAGGAUAUAAAAGCUUGUGAUUCUGGAUGCUCGGGAGGCCUAAUGACAAAUGCAUACAAGUACUUAAUCGAGGCCGGAGGAAUACAAGAUGAAGAUUCUUACCCAUACACUGGUAAACGUGGCGAAUGCAAGUUUAGACCAGACACAGUCGCUAUAAAAGUGUCCAACUUCACCAAUAUUCCCAUCGACGAGCAACAAAUCGCUGCUUAUUUAGUCAAUAAUGGACCUCUCGCAGUUGGGUUGAACGCUGUGUUUAUGCAAACGUACAUCGGAGGUGUAUCGUGCCCGUUAAUAUGUGGAAAGAGGUGGAUUAACCAUGGUGUUUUGCUAGUUGGUUAUGGCUCGAAGGGAUUCUCGAUUCUGAGAUUGAGCAACCAGCCAUAUUGGAUUAUAAAGAACUCGUGGGGAAAGCGAUGGGGAGAACAUGGAUACUACAAGCUUUGUAGAGGACAUGGCAUGUGUGGAAUGAACACAAUGGUUUCUGCUGUUAUGACCCAAACCUCCUAAGAAAUGAAUAAGUAGCUCUGCUCUAUACUCUUGUAAGUUAAAAUAAUUUGUAGUGACUAGUGAAGUUAAGUUCACUUCUUAAACUUUUCAUCUUUCAAGUGUUUGAGCUUAGGUGCAGGUGUAUAAAGCCUUUUCUUCUCUUUUAGACUUGAAAGUAACUUGGCCAAUACAACUAUGGAUUCUAUCAUGUGGUUUUCAUUGAUUAAUGUUGUAAAAGUGUCGUGUAA